Molecule: messenger RNA, 972 nt
Organism: Pipistrellus nathusii (Nathusius's pipistrelle)
Lineage: Eukaryota; Metazoa; Chordata; Mammalia; Chiroptera; Vespertilionidae
Source: the annotation of a GenBank genome assembly
AUGGCUCCCGCCUGCCAGAUCCUCCGCUGGGCCCUUGCCCUGGGGCUGGGCCUCACAUUCGAGGUCACACACGCCUUCCGGUCUCAAGAUGAGUUCCUGUCCAGCCUGGAGAACUAUGAGAUCGCCUUCCCCACCCGAGUGGAUGACAACGGGGCACUGCUGGCCUUCUCGCCCCCUGCCCCCCGGAGGCAGCGCCGGGGCACAGGGCCUGCAGCAGAGUCCCGUCUCUUCUACAAGGUGGCUGCGCCCAGCACCCACUUCCUGCUGAACCUGACCCACAGCUCGCGCCUUCUAGCAGGACAUGUCUCUGUGGAGUACUGGACACGGGAGGGCCUGGCUUGGCAGAGGGCCGCCCGGCCCCACUGCCUCUAUGCCGGCCAUCUGCAGGGCCAGGCGGACAGCUCUCGUGUGGCCAUCAGCACCUGUGGGGGCCUGCAUGGCCUGAUUGUGGCAGAUGAGGAAGAAUACUUGAUUGAGCCUCUACAAAGUGGAGCCAAAAGGGGCCGGGGCCCAGAGGAGAGUGGCCCCCAUGUGGUGUACAAGCGUUCCUCCCUGCGUCACCCCCAUCUGGAUACAGCCUGUGGAGUGAGAGAUGAGAAACCGUGGAAGGGGCGGCCAUGGUGGCUGCGCACCCUGAAGCCGCCACCUGCCAGGCCCCUGGGCAAUGAAACGGAGCGCAGCCAGCUGGGUCUGAAGCGCUCCGUCAGCCGAGAGCGCUACGUGGAGACCCUGGUCGUGGCUGACAAGAUGAUGGUGGCCUACCACGGGCGCCGAGACGUGGAACAGUACGUGCUAGCCAUUAUGAACAUUGUCAGGUUGCCAAACUUUUCCAAGACUCGAGUCUGGGAAACAUCGUUAAUAUCCUGGUCACACGGCUCAUCCUGCUCACAGAGGACCAGCCCACUUUGGAGAUCACGCACCACGCCGGGAAGUCGCUGGACAGCUUCUGUAAGUGGCAGAAAUCCAUUGUGA